AGCGCUUUCACAGAGCGGGGGCAGUCCCAUUUCGGAAGAAGACGAUGACAAUCUACAGCUUUUAUAUAUUCGAUAGGCGAGUAGAUUGUACUCCUUAUGCUUUUAUUGCUGUUGAUAUUUCUCUCCAGACAUUGCACAUGCGUUUAUUAUCAGGAUUGGCAUCGUACACGUCGCCCAAAACUUGCAGUAGAAGGAACCCUCUUACCAGCCGUCUCCCAAACCGUCUCAGCACCCAAUCCUAACGCGUCCGAACCGUCUACUUCUACGUUCAGCAGUCCCAGAAACACGCUCUCUUCGACUUCGGGUGUGGUUGUGGCAGUCAACGAUGCUGCGAGUUCAACACCGCCUCCACCAACCUUACCUGCUGCCGGCGCUGACGUGACCUCAAGCACAGGACUCUCAUUCGAUGAGGAAGCCAAACUCGUCUACGGCGUAGUCCUUUCACUUCGUAAUAUGAUUAAAAAGAUAUCGGGAAGAGACGAACAAUUCGUCAAUUAUAGAACUUCUUCCUACAAACUCCUUCUCUUUGAAACUAUUUCAGGCUAUAAAUUCACUUUACUCAGUGACCCAUUCGCCGAUUCAACAUCCCUACGUUUAGCUCUACGGGGAGUUUAUGUCGGACCCUUUCUCGAGUACGUUGUGCGCAAUCCUCUCGUCACUAUGGACUCCAAGACACACGGAAUAGAUAACGAGUACUUCCGUAGUAGCGUCGACCGUGUUAUGAGAGGACUGCCUGCUUUUUUCUGACAUCGAUUUAUUUGCAUUCCUUGGUAUCGAUCGAGGCGUCCCGUUGUUGUUACAGGGUGAACAGGUACUGCCAGGUGCCAAAUACUAAAGAAUCUCAGCAAUUAAAUACCCCCCGAACCAAGCAUGUGAUUCAAGUGCCCAUUUGACAGCUUGCUUUGAGG
This is a messenger RNA of Marasmius oreades (fairy-ring Marasmius), 908 nucleotides long. RefSeq lists its product as uncharacterized. Bases 97 to 747 code for a protein of 216 amino acids. Gene Ontology annotation, biological process: endoplasmic reticulum to Golgi vesicle-mediated transport. The record is from RefSeq and is a predicted model, not a curated record. The transcript has 2 exons. Gene Ontology annotation, cellular component: TRAPP complex. Lineage: Eukaryota; Fungi; Basidiomycota; Agaricomycetes; Agaricales; Marasmiaceae.